AAAGUGCAGAAAAUAGGCCGAGCAUAUAUUCCCAUUCACAUUUAGGUUUAGAUCCAUCAAAAUCAAGAAUAACAAGAACUUGGAAGGAAGUACAGACAUUCGCACCAUUAAAUCUUCCUCAAGCUUCUUUAUUUCUUCCUUGUGCUCUUGUUUUUUCCUUUCCCUAAAGGCUUUGAACAGCUCCUCACAAAAGGCCUUGUAUUCUUUGAGUUGAAACUGCAUUUACAAUUAAAACAGAAGACAUGAGUAUUUUUUAGGAAUAUAAUUCAAGUAAACAUCAAUCAUUCAGAACAAUAUACAUUCAAUCAUUAAUUUGAAAUAAUUUUUUUUUCCCACAAAUAAAAUUACAGAGAAAUAAACUCAUCAAUUAUUAUAACACAAAUUAAUAAACAGAUCCUAAACAGUAGGACCUAUAGAAAAUACUCAAAAUAACAUACAAGAAAACUGCACCCGUAAGCAGUUUCUGGAGAAAAAGUUAGCUGCAACCCUAGGCCAGGAGAGUAAGAGGGAAGGCGGAAAAUCAGCAGCAAGCUCAAGGGCUCAUCACCUAGACAUAGGCACUUCCUUUUUAUUUUAUUUAUUUAUUUUAUCAGCUCAUGGGAGCUUCGUUUAAGCCUGUACGUCACUACCUCAUCCUUCAGUCGGCUUGUAAUUUUAAAGCAGAAUGGACAUAUAGGAGAAUAAUUAUGGAGGGAUUACUGCACAAUAGUGCCGAUCCACAUCCUUGAAAUGAGAUGGACAAACAAAAAGACUUGAAAACCAUAUAUAUGUAUAGAAGAAAUGGGGCAACAUUUGAAACUCCAAGGCAGGGUACGGAGAUUCCACUCAAACCAGCACCAUAGCCAAACAUCAACAACAUAUUCUGUAUACACACAAUCAAGUCAUAUGCUAACAUGAUAGGAAAACCAUACUACUAUCACUAAAGUAGCUCCCACACCACUUCUUUUAUAGUCAUCAGCCAAAGACUAACUUAAGAGAAAUUGAAUGUAAGCUGAGUGAAAAGCAUGGAUAUGUAUAUGUAUAUGCUUCUAAUGAUGAUUUAUGUUAUAAACAGAUCAUGUUAUGCAUGAUCUUGUACAUCUGUAGGCGAGGGUUAUGUUUUGGUUUAACAAUGUUCUAGAUCUCUAAAGAGAAUAGCGGACCUCUAUGCAGUGGGGAUGUAUUGAGACUAGCUUCAUUCCUAGAGUGUGAGUACAUGCACACUAGUGGACAGUGGACUCCAUAGCCAUUUAGUUUAUACUUAUUGAUUGUUUUUGGUGUUUAUGUGUGCACUCUUUUUAUUAAAGUCUCAUUUAUAUUAAGACUAAUCCUGCAUGCUAUACCUAAUUAUGAAAUGCAUGAUAAACUAUUUUGUUGAUGUUCACCAUGUCAUGUUUAACUUCUGUUUAUGCAUAAUUUUUGUAUGAAAUGCUUAUGCUACCUGUCAUCACUUAGUCUGUACAUUGCUAAUUAUCUAAAUUAUGCAUAAAUGAAAUUUUUCAUGAGUGUUUCUAUUGCUCUUCUAAAUUCAGUAGAUUGUUUUCAGCCAGUAUUGCCAAAAGCUUGCUUAGGCAAGUGCCAGGCAAUGCUCUACCGGCUUGCCUUGGCCCUAGGCAGUAGAGUUUGGCUUUUCUUCUAUAUUUUUGGAUUUUCCAUUCUAUUUUGGUAUUUUUUGCAGAAAAAAUAAGAAAGCCUAGAGCGCUUAACAGCACUUUG
Rubroshorea leprosula is the source of this 1695-nucleotide messenger RNA. NCBI's taxonomy places the organism in Eukaryota, Viridiplantae, Streptophyta, Magnoliopsida, Malvales, Dipterocarpaceae. The record is from the annotation of a GenBank genome assembly.